UCACGCCUUUCAGAAAUAAUAGAGGGCGAUAUACUCAUGACAGACAACCUUAGACGCAUCCUGAAUGCGGCGGACAAAUCAAGAAACAAGCGGGAUAUUGUAACUGAUAUGGUAAUGAGGUGGCCUGAUGGAGUCGUACCUUAUGUACUUGACGCAAGCCUAAGUAAGUACAGUUGCAAGUUGUAUUAAACGAAUAAUAGCAGGGCAAAACUCUCCUGCAGCAUUUUUCUAGCGUCUUCGACAAUAGUCUGCGUAGGAGGCGCUUGUAAAAGAGUUGCGCUCCCGUUUUUUCUUAUGCCCACUACUUCUAAGCGCCUGCUAGGUAGACUAGUUCGACAAAUCUUUUAGUGGGUCGUCUACUUUGUAGACUGUUUAGAAUGAAACAGUUCUUUCUUAUCUUUUGUUUGUUUGUUUGUUUUUUUGUUUGUUUUCUUCUUGUUUUUUUUUUCCUCGCUUUUGGCCGUUUAUGUAAGUAAACUACCCAGUGACUUCGGACACGAAAGUGUAGAUGGCAAACCGACAAAAGUGCUUGUGCUAGAGUCUGGAGGCAAAGCAGCUUUAGUUUCCAGUACACCGCAAACUAUGUCAUUACUGGUUGUUUAGUCCAUACGCCUUUCUCUUCCCAACCCUCCCCUUAUUUUAUCAUUUUUUCAUUGCUAAUUUCUUUUCGCUCGUCCUACUUACUGAUUGGCCCCAUGUAAAAAAAUUUCCAAGACAGUCUUGGAGUCUGAAUUCCGAGCCGUAAAUUCCGGAUUCCUGGUACUGAACUGCGGAUUCUUUGUCUGAGGAACGUGGAUUCCGGACUCCAAUCUUUAGUGGGAUUCCGUAUUUAUUGAGCUGUAAUCCGGAUUCCAAAGCCCGGGACUCCAAAUCCGAAAGUAAACGUUCGCGUGGUUCCGGAUUCAACAGUAAAAGGUUCCCGGUUUCCGGAAUCCCUUACAUGGGGCGAUACUGACAGUCAGCAACUAACAGGGUAGCAAAUUAUCCUUUUUGCCAUUUUCCUCUCGUGGAAAAAAUGCUGGGUAAUUUCUAGUUACUAAUUAUUACUAAUGUCGUCGCUGUGACGACGCUAACCAAUGCAAUCCACCAUUUUGAAAAGAAAGUGAAGGGAAGAACAUUUGAUAAUGUUUUUUGGGGGGUGUCUUUCUGUUUUAACUGAUUAAUAAUGUUCAUAUGAUGUUUGUUGUGCAUUUACUUUUAAUCAUUACUUAAGAGUUUUCUUCUGUUUUGAAUAUGGACACUGAAUUUUUCUUCAUAACCUCCACAAACUGGCCAUCUCUCUACAACGACCACUUGCCGAUCGGCCUCACCCCCCCCCCUCCCCCACACACACGUCCCACAGGUGGCAGUUGUGGAGCCACUUCAAUUGGAAUAAACUCAAUUAAAACCUUUAACUUGUUUUCUCGUCGACCAUCUAGGUAAGCAGGCCCUUGUUGCAAUUAGAAAGGCAAUGCGAGAGUUUCACAAGAGAAGUUGCGUUAAAUUUGUCCCUCGCAUAAACGAACAAGACUACAUCGAGUUUGAAGGAAAUCUUGGGUAAGAAAACAUCGCUUUGUGUUCAAUGCUUUAUCUAAAAUCUUCGUGUUAUUAUUAUUAUCAUUAUUUGUUGUUGUUGUGCCACCGGUGGUAGUUUUACUUUUAUCAUUUAUUGAACGCUUCGUUGUCGUCAUUGCUUUUUGUUCCCUUAUAAAAGCGCGUGUGAGAUGUUAUCCAAGUCCCGCGCGUAAUUCUAGUGGUAAAACCUCAUAAAAAGGCCAUUUGCUCCAUUUGCACGAUGACGUCAUUAUACUACUACUACCAGAAUCCUACAGGGUUUUGCUUUCCUGUGAAAAGUGGAACCUUCGCCAUCUGAUCUAAGCCUAGCUGGGAUUACCAAAUUUAAAUAUGAAACUCUCAAAAACGCAAAGUAUAUUCUGGUCAUAGUAGUAAAAUGAUGAGAUCGCGGGCCAUCAACUUCUGUCGCUCGUUCCGUGUUUCGGUGGCAGUGAAUCUGAUUCCAGUGACAAAGUAAAGACAACAAAUCAGAACAUGUUCUGAGUUUCUUUAGAACAUGUUCUGAGUUUCAUCUGUCAGGCUGCCAUUACAAAACCUCCCACUCGCCCAAAGGAACAAAUACAGAUCUGUUUCACACACUCCUUGCCUUACGAUCCGCUUUUUUUUCCUUUGUCGCAGUUGUUUCUCUGCUAUCGGGCGUCAAGGAGGAAAACAGAGAAUCUCUGUUGGCGAGGGCUGUGAAUACAAAGGAACCGUUAUGCACGAGAUGAUGCAUGCUCUUGGCUUCUUUCACGAGCAAUCACGCACUGAUAGAGAUGAUUACGUCAUGGUGUUAUGGUGGAACGUUGAACCAGGUACUAUGCGCGCGAAGGCCAAGUCAAACUGCAUGAGGAAUAACAUGACCAAACACUGAAACAUUAAUAACCAAAAUAGUCAAGCAGGCUAUCUUUGUAGCCUUCAAAGUUGCCUCGUUUCUUUUUCCUUAGAAAAUAACGAGAGAAAGGCCACCCCAUGCAAGGUAAUCCAAGGUUGUUCACCAUUUAUAAAAAAAACUCCGGAAAUUUUGGUUGGGAAUUUUUGGUCGGUAAGAACGGUACGUGUCGUUUACCAUUUGCCUAAAAUUUCCGGAUUGUCGCGCCGCGCUUGGCUGGAUUCUAGUUACAACAUGAAACUGGUACGAAAUUCAAGAAACUUGUACAUGGUAAACGAAUUUCUAUUCUUAACGUCCCAAUCGGGAAAACCGGACUACCUUUUCAGAAUUUCCGUUUGCCCCGGGAAUUUUCCAGUGGGACGAACCAAAAAAAACGUUUACCAUUUACAUUCCAACCGGAAUCUCCGGGAAUUUGUGGUAAAUGGUAAGCAACCCAAGAUUCUGGAUUCCACAUUGUGGAUUCGUAUUCCAGGUACUGGAUUCUUGAUUCCUUGUCAGUGGAUUUUGUGGAUACCGGAUUCCAAUCGUUGGCGGAAUUCGGGAUUCCUAUAAGCUGGAUUCCGGAUUCCAAUUCCCAGGAAUCCGGAUUCCACAAGCAAUGAUUUCCCGGAUUCAGAAUCCGUAUUACCUUAUAUGGGGCGAGAACGGGUUCUUGAGACCGAUCUUGCAAACUUCUUCCGCUAGUCUUUCAAUACCAUGCAUAGACUGGAAACCCUCAGCUACUGAAACACUUAACCAUUGAAGGAGUGGUAUAAUUCAACCACAUUACUGACACACCUCACGAUUAACUUCACUUAAAUACAUAGUCAAUGGAGUUGGUAUUAUCCGGAAACGGACUUCUUUCCUUGCACUCUAUUGUAUAGGAUUUGAAAAGAAUUUUGACAGUUACGGCCCAGAUCGAGUAGACAGCGCGGAAGAACCGUAUGACUUUGACAGCUUGAUGCAUUAUGACAAUCAAGCAUUUAGCAAAAACGGAGAAAAUACACUACAAGCAAUAUCAGAUCCAGACAGACAUCUUGGUAAUAUGGAUGAUUUUAGCGCUAUCGACAUUAAGCAGUUGUUAAAACAUUAUCCGUGUAAAGCUUGGGACAGGAAACCUGUUGAUAACGGCGGCCAAAGGAAAGCGGAAGAAAGUAAGUGUACUGGGAUGCCACUGUAA
Porites lobata is the source of this 3584-nucleotide messenger RNA. Lineage: Eukaryota; Metazoa; Cnidaria; Anthozoa; Scleractinia; Poritidae. The record is from the annotation of a GenBank genome assembly.